CACUUCCAGGGACAUUCCAGUGCCUGAGCACCUUCACAGAGAAGAAUUUCUUCCUGAUAUAUAAUCUAUACUUGCCUUUCGUCAGUUUGAAGCCAUUCCCCCUUGCCCUAUCACUCCAUGUCCUUGACCAAAGCCCCUCUUCAGCUGUUUUGUAGCCCCUUUAUGUACUGGAUUUUGCAUAAGAUUGGCAAAUAAUGCUUGAAAGAACAGAACCAAUGAAGUCACCACAACAUAAACUACCUUAAAAUUACCUAUAGCUGAACUGACUUGCCCUAUAGGUCUCCAAUAUUGCUGGAAGGGGCAGCAGUUUUCCUGUAGCAGAUAUAAAUGCAUGACAAUGACAAGAAGGAAAAAUAAUUUUAUACAGCAGCAACAGCCACUGAACACAGUCUGAGGCUGCUGGGCUCUACUUUUAAGGUAAAUGUAUCUUCCCUGCUUGAACAAUGUGCAAACAUUUCUUGGAUCAUCUUCCUAUAUCAAAAUUACUGAGGGAAUUAACUGGUGAAAAUUGUGAGUGCUUCUACAGGUUAACACACAGGAUCAGAUACUCAACCAAACCCAUUCACUGUAAAAAACGAGAUUCCUCUAACCACGACAUGUAAUUUGAUUUACUGCUCUGGCAGAAAGAGGUGCUGGGUGGUAAACCCCAGCAUGCCAAGGCACAAUCUUGGGCUAUUAAUUCUUACUUAAGUCACUACUUGGCUUAAGUUGUUAUUGGCUCAUCCUUUCUCAACUUCAAAUUAAAGCCGUUGUGUCCCAAAAAAUCAUAGCCCAUGCUUGGUGAGUGGUGGUCUUUUUGUAGGGGGAAGUGUCUGAGCUGGGGUUUUUACCAUUAUAAGAAGCAAAAGUUCAUCACUAGGGCAAGUUGUCACUACAGAACCAGUCAAAAAUGGGGAUAUUUUAGUUCAUAAUCACAUAUUCUGGAUUAGAAGGGUGUUGUCUUUCUGUGUUUUUGCCCUUCAAGAACUUAGGCCAUCAAUUUUCUGUCUUCCACAUUCCUGUGAUUAUUGCUUCCAUUACUUAACUGCUUUGUUUGGAACUUUGUUAUUUGUUAUUCAUUAAGGUGGUGAGAGGCAAGCUAAUGUCUUUACAAACAAUUUGAAGGGUGAAGGUAUGGGGUUAACAUAUUUGAAAUGGGUCUCAAUGUCUGUACUACCUUUGAGCAGCAGGUUUGUUGCAGAGACCAGACAGCUUGGCUCCUGAAACAAACAAGUGUCUGCACAAGCCUGAACUUCUGAACUUUAGGGUAAAAUAGUAGGUUCAAGGGGGAAUAUGUGGUAGGCAGUUUGGGAAGGCUGUACCUUUUAAGUACCUCAGCCAAUGAGGAAAGGAAGAGGGCAACUUGCAGCUGAGAGUUGAGGAUAGAGGCUGCACCCUCCAAAACUGAGAGAGAGAAAACCCCAUGGGCUUGUGCCCUAGUGGACUCUGUCCCUUUAUUCGAAUAAAGUUUCAGGACUGCUCUGUCUCCUUUAUGGACAUAAACUUCUGGUGUUUGUGGAUUUUCCUGACAGUGGGAACUGGCAUGGGGGCACCUGUGUGGAAUCCCACUGGAGGUUGAAGGUCCACUUGCAUAGGUCCAAGAAGCUUAGUCCAUCUUUAGACAACACACAAUUAUGUCCGUUCAUAUUUAAGUUAUGAUAGUGAUUGAUUUGUGGCCCUGUCAAAAGCCAAGAUCAUUUGAACAAGCAGAAGCAGUAAUGAGCCAGAGCAGAAAUGAACCGGAGCCACAGACCAAUCAAACAUGGAAACAAGCUGGAGCCGAAAUGAAGCCUGGGAAGGUGAAACCAGCUUGGAGUCUAAAACAUGCUGGGGGCACGAACAAACUCUAUGAGCUGAACCUGAGACAAACUGGGGACAGAAACAAAUCACCUGAAGCUGAAAAUGAGGUGAAGCAGAUACUAGAGAGCGCCUUCCCCGAGCAGGAGACGCAAACUAACUGGAGUCACGAAGAACUGCGGCCGCCAGCUCCCCGCAGCAUCUCUGCGCAGGCUGAGCCCGGUGGGCGCUGGCAGGGCCGUACUGAGAGCAGGCAGCAUCAGCAUCGUUCUCGGUGCAGGCAUCCCGGCGUCUUCCUGGGGCAUCCACGCGUGGCGCGGCUCGCUCGGGCACGAGUGGCUCCGGACGUGGGCGGCUCGAACUGUUCUGCCGGGUUACAGCAGAGCCAGCGCGGGCCCGAAGGGUUCCUCUUGCCGGCAGUGGCCCUGGGAAAGAGCUGGGGAGAAGAAACCAGGCAAGUGGCCUCCCAGUGUCAACUGCUUCAGUCGUCCUUGGGGCGCCCAUCCUCCCCGCAACUUCCUCAGCUACCUGAUGAGCCGAUGUCACUCCAAAAUGCUCCAGGGGGUCUUUUCCAGAUGCCCCCUGGAGACCCAUUCCCUGAGCGGGUGACGGUAGUCUGGUUAUCAGUGCUGGCCCUCACCUUCGCCUUGGUUUGUGAACCCCAGGAGAAUCUAUCCUUGGCUGAGAUCACCCUGCGGCGCCUGGCUCCCCGCCUGCUCAUCUCCCUUCGCCUCCUUGGCCCUGGCGCUGACGUGCUGCUCCGUCCUGAUGCCGCUGAUAGCCUCCUGGAUCGUCUCCUGCCCCAUGGGCAGAUGCUUUUUCUCAAUGAACGUUUCCUGCAGGCAAUGGACCGAGAUAUGGGUAUCAAAACGUGGCGCUGAGCUACAGAGAUGACACUCCUGCCUACCACCCCCAGAUAUUUUUGUGGGAUGAGAGACAAGGGGGGGAAUGUGAGAUGAUUGCUAAACCCCAGUGGGAUGAAUAAGAAAUACAGUUCAGGAAUAAAGAGCAAUGAGCCAGCUAA
Messenger RNA from Ficedula albicollis (Collared flycatcher), 2800 nucleotides. RefSeq names its product adaptor related protein complex 5 sigma 1 subunit (gene AP5S1). The record is from RefSeq and is a predicted model, not a curated record. NCBI's taxonomy places the organism in Eukaryota, Metazoa, Chordata, Aves, Passeriformes, Muscicapidae. Gene Ontology annotation, cellular component: cytosol; lysosome; late endosome. Gene Ontology annotation, biological process: double-strand break repair via homologous recombination; endosomal transport. Bases 1635 to 2657 code for a protein of 340 amino acids. The transcript is spliced from 2 exons.